AUGGAGCAGUUCAGUCCACUAAACCAGCCUUAUUAUUCGCCUAUCAUCUCUCCUUCAAUGCCACUUUCACUUGGUCUAACCUCUGGCUUCAAUUUAAGACAAGAGCAAAACAGCCUCGCAAAAUCCCCUUUUAUUAUUGGCAUCUGUGGAGGCUCCUGCUCAGGAAAAUCCCUAAUAGCUGAUACACUUAAGCGAAGUCUUGACUUUUCAGCAAGUGUCGUCAAUGAGUUUGAUUUCUAUAUGCCGACUGAAAAUCAGACGCCUGAUUAUACACACAACUUUGACGAUCCAAAUGCAAUAGACUGGGAGUCGCUUAAAGCUUGCUUGGAGUCCUUAAAUGGUCACAGACCGUUUGACUGUCCUCAGUAUAAUUUAGAGAAGCAAAAAAAGAAGAAAAAAACCAUAAAAAUAUUCCCAACACCAGUUGUGAUUAUUGAAGGACUGUUUUUGUUUUGCAAGCCAGAAAUCAGAGAACUAAUUGAUAUGAAGAUUUUUGUGGAUUGUCCUGAUGAUGUCAGAUUAGGACAUAGGGUCAGAAAAUUUAUUGGGAGAGGACUUUAUACUUUACAAUUUAUUACUGAUUAUUAUCAAAAAUACACAAAGCCAGCUUUUGAGCAAUAUAUUGAGCCGAGCAAGGUGCAUGCAGAUUUGAUUAUCCCUAAUUUUGGGAUAUUUAAUAACAGCAAAGAUGUAGAAUCUAUGGUGUCGCAUAUUGCAAAUGCGAUUUAUGGAAGGCAACCACCUACUGAGCUGAUCAAUAGAUUGAGAUAUGCUCCAAUGAGAAUUGCUUUUAGAGGAAAAGAGCCUACACUUUUAGAUAUAUAA
Blepharisma stoltei is the source of this 825-nucleotide messenger RNA. The record is from the annotation of a GenBank genome assembly. Lineage: Eukaryota; Ciliophora; Heterotrichea; Heterotrichida; Blepharismidae.